Messenger RNA from Serendipita indica DSM 11827, 849 nucleotides. Lineage: Eukaryota; Fungi; Basidiomycota; Agaricomycetes; Sebacinales; Serendipitaceae. The record is from the annotation of a GenBank genome assembly.
AUGUCGUCCAUUGUCGCCCACAGACUGCUCAUGCGCAGUGCCUUGCACGCAAAACCUUUCGGAAUCUCAUCUAGGCGCGUAUUUAGCCGAUCCGCGAUGCACAACCUUGCCGUCGUAAACGCACGCGGGUUCGCCAUCUCUGCGCGUCUUGCGUCACCCGCAGCGAAGCCAAAGUCCAAAACAACAGCUGCAAAGCCUAAGACGGUGAAAAAGAGUGAGUACGACGACAAAGGCGAAGAAGACGACGAGGAAGAAGGCUGCUCCAAGCGCAAGACUGCUACAACUGCUGCAAAGAAGAAGGCGGCACCAAAGAAGAAAAAGGCGGCUCCCAAGAAGGAGGAGAAAGCUCCAACGCCACGUACCGAUCCUUCACUUCGUCCCCCUCCGCGCCGUGUCUCUGCCUUGACCAUGUUCGUCAAGCGCAUGUAUCCGACUCUCCAGCCCAAGCCUGAGAGCGCUACAGCGGGGUUGAUUCAACUUACUUCAAUGUGGAGUGGAAUGACAGAUGCGGAGAAGAAGCCUUUCGAGGAGGAAGCCGCUACGGAGCGAGUCAAGCGUGCCCAAAUUUACGAAAAGUGGCGUGCGGAUCUUACACAGGGAGAGGUCAGAACCAUCAACGAGUAUCUCACAAAGAGGGGUGCCCAUAAAAAGCUCGGAGCUGUGACCGAUCCUACGAAGAAGAGGGCCCCUACCGGAUUCGUCAAGUUUUACGCCGAGUCAAUGAAGAAUGGGACGAUCGAUGUUUCAAAGGCACCCGCAGGCCAGAGACCAGCCACAUAUGGGGCAGUAGAAGCUGCAAAGCUCUGGAAGAGCAUGACCGAGGCCCAAAAGGCGGUUUACAAGGCUUAA